UGCUGUAUAGAUGUGGGAAACUCUCUUUUCAUGGCACUUCAAUAUUGAAGUGAAUUUUUCGUAGCAGGUUAGGAAACUGAGGUGAAGGUCAGGAAAAGGGUUAGGGUUAGUGAAAAUGACCUCAAAACCUUCUACGAAAAUUACUUUGCAUUGAAGUGCUGUGAAAAGAAUGUGUCCCUGCUCAGGUGUUACAUGCAUCAACCAAUGGUUGUGUGCCAAGUCAAUCGAAAUGAAUGAAGAAGACAAGGUCAUUCUAGUGAGUUAAUAAAAUGACAAGGUGUUGCCUGUCAGCGUUGUAGACUACUGCCUCACAAGCCCGGGCUUUAGUGGCACUGGCAUACGCGCUUGCCUCUGCACUGAAGGAGCCACCGAACGCGUCCGCGUUGCAGCUCUCACUUUCUCCCGCUACAGUAUGUCCUACAAUGACAUAUUUGGUGGGGAUUGGCAGCCAACAAUAGGAUUGGGACUAAAUCAAAGAAUAAAACGAUAUUGAAAUGAAUAUUAUUAACAAAUAUUUCCCAGAACAUUUUGGGUUCAACCUAAGGCUGACUAGGACAGAUCAAUCAACUUGAUCCGACACAGUAAGCCUACAUGUCAUACGUAGCACAGAGGGAGGAUGGUGAUCCUCAGAGGGAAGGAAAGGAAGUUGUUGAGGAAGAACCGGUGGCCACGCCCAAAGAGGAGGCCAAGAAGGGAAGGAAGGCAAAAAGGAAGAGGAGUGGCAAGAAGUCAAGGAAGCUGGGCACUGACAACGAUGCAGUCUCCAGGAAUAAACACCUGGAUAGAGGAUCUGUAAUUGAGCUCCUGGAGAAGAAAGCUGUUAAGGCUGCAUUCGGCCCAGGCAACAAGGAUGAGAUGGAAUACUCCUACCCAAUCCUCAUCUCAUUCCUGCGCAAUCUUACUGAUGAGCAGUGGCAAGUGAUCUACAAAGGACUAAAAAACCCUAUGACGAAGGAACAGCUUGCCAAAUUGUGCAAGACAAUUGUAACCUUCAUCGCACAGACCACCCUGCAGAUCCUGCUGCCAGCCCUGGCCCGCGUACUUGGGGUAAAGGACUUUGCUGACGACGACACUGACUCACCCAAGAGGGGUGGCAGUGCAAGAUCCUUUGCUGCCUUUGAUCAGGAAAGACUGGAGCUCAUCCAGGAAGUUAGAUAUCUGGCGAAGAAAAUGUAUAAGGGCGGCACAGGGGCUCAACAUCUCAGGUCCCUAACACCCUCUUCUAAGAGUUCCCAGAGCUCAGUGAAAGUCCACCUGGGAAUGACAGAGGACAGAAUCAUCAAAAGUGUCCAGGAGCAACUGUCUGAUCAUAAUAUCCUGUCCUCUUGCCCACCUGAGCUGACUGUUGGUCUUAUCAAGGUGGUGGUCGAACAGCUUAACUCUGCCCUCUCUGCGACCAUCAGCAGAGCCAUUUCAGGGCAGUCCUCCCCUAUUUCUUCUGGUAACCAGGCCGCUGAACAAAUGGUCAACAUGGUCCAGAAAUGUUUUGAUGAUCACGCCACUCCAGAGGACCAGAGCUCCACCUCUGUAUUAGAGUCAUGCAUUCCACCUGCAACAGAAGAGGUGAUGACUGUUAUCGCAGAGAUGGUGGGUGAAUUGGAAAAAGAAGAUCCGGAAUUGGCUAAGGUUUUUCGAGAAGUGGCUGUGAAAGUUAAAAUGUUGGCAUCUGGCAGUGACCUUGUAGUGGAGCACCUGGAUGUUGAAGACUCUCCUGUUCCAGAGGAGCUGAACAUAACAUGUACAUCUUGCAAAGCAAUGAUGCAAAAUCUUGGCACUCUGUUUAGUGUGAAGUUCAAGACCAAAGCCUCAAAGGCUGUGAGUGAAAUUCUUGUGAGAAGGUUAAUGAGCGAUAUCUCUGGUAUGGUUCAACCUUCUCAUUCAUUUAGUACCACUCCAAGCUUGAUGAAUGCAUCUAGCCCAUCUGACAGGAUCCUUGAUUCUGCGGCCACUGAGCUCAUACAGACCAAAGUAGAAUCUGAGGCAUCAAAAAUAAUUGAUAACUUUGUUGAAGAUGUCAAGGACAUUGUGCAGUAUGCUGAAUUAGAUCAGCCAACAAGCACCCAGAGAGAUACCCAAGUGGGACACUGUACGACAAAGCGGAAACCCUUCCAUGCAGCUCGUAGACUCUGCGAGAGACUUCAGGCAAAGCUGGAGACAUUGUUCCUCAGAAUGGGUGGAGCUCCAGUCCAAGGGGAAGAACUUAUGGAAAAAGCUGACUCCAGUGCUGUGCUUCUGGAACAUACUGACUCCAGUGAUCUGCCUGUUUCAAUCCUGAGCUUGCCUUCCCCAUGUAGGAGUGAAUCCCCUAUAUCAGAACGUAGUUCAUCUUCUUUAUCUGAUGGAUGUGAUUCAACUGACUCUGUAGGAGAGAAAACACCAGAGCAACCUGAAACCAGUAAGAGUGAGGCAAUACUGCAAGUGGUCAACUCAACGGGACUUGGUUCUCUCCGUAAAUGCCAAAGUGAGAACUCUCAACCAUUACUGUCUCUCUGUAAUUCCAACAUGGUGCCCUGCACCAAAGAGGUCUUGUCCCAGAUUGUGACCAUGUAUAGGUCAGAGGUGGCAGAUUUGGAAUGCACAUCAUCUGUUGCAGAGGGUUCCUCUUACAACUCCCUUGAAGUCUGUGGCUUUUUGGACAGUGUCAUGUCUUAUCUAGAAGACAUGCCCGUGUCUGGUUCUUCAUGGUUGGAAGGAUUAAGAGAUACUCCAGCCUCAGUCAUUGAGAAACUCUCCAGUGAGGAGUUCCAGAUGAACGCUACCAACGAAGUGCGAAAAAUACUGAUCAAAUCAGUCAGUAGCUUUCCCAGCAAAGUCAGUUCCAGCCAGACAGAUUCUCAGAUGUUGCCAGCAAAAUCAACAAUUUCCUUAAGGCAUACAGAUAUAACUGCUUUUGAAAUCGUUGGAUCAAUUACAAAUGACAUGAAGAGCCUUUUCCCACCCACAGAGUCUUCUACUACUCUAUGGCAGGCAGACUCUAUGCUUCAACAGAGUGAUGAGAAAACCUCAGAGUACACUGAGGCCACACCCAAAGGCUCACAGUCUGGUUUGGAAGUAUCUGAGAAGAAGAUCUGGACAACUGCAAAGACUAUUUACCACAAUGUGAAGACAAAGAUGAGGAAUUAUUUUACAUGGCAAAAUCAAGUCAAAGCAACAACGGCUCAAGCCAAAAAGACCUUCAGCCAUAUUCUGGUUUCAAUUCAGAAAGAGCUGUCAAAAUCUGACCAAACGGUGACUGCGCUUUCACAAAUAGAGAAUGUGGUUGGAAUGAUGCUGAAGGAUGUUGAAAGGGUAAGCAGUGAAUGUGGUGAGGAACCGAUCUAUCAAGCGCCACAGCGUUCUUCCUCCUCGUUGUCAUCCUCAUCUGCCAGAUCAAAGAAGUCAGAGUGGGAAUUUUCACUCCCUGGCACUCCCAUCUCUUCUGAUUUACCAGAGAGUAUUACUCAGCCCAUUGUGAGAUGCUCAGUCAUCGACAUGGGCAAAUCUACUAAGCCAAAAACAUUGGUGUGUGAUGCCAGGGAAAGCAUGUCUGCAAUAGUGGAUACCAUCAUAAAGGAGGUACAUCCAGAGGAAGAAGGGGAGGUUGCAUUCCACCCUGAUCUAACAGCUGCAAUAGCAAGACUGGAGGAGCUCAUAUGUCAGGGUAGGAUUGGUGCUCUCUCACGUGAUCUUACUCACCAAGUCAACCGCAUCAUUUCUGAGAGCAACUUGACCCCUCUGGUUCUGACAGUGGCGGCUGGAAAGAGUGUAUCCGAUACAGUCCUUACUGAGCUGAAGAGGAAUGACAAGACGGUGGGGAAGCCCACAGCUUACAAGCUGGUUCAGCUUUUUGCAGAGGAGUCUGUGAAGCGCCUCUUGCUUCCUAGCCUUGUGCCCUCUACAGCUUCAAUGAGUUUGGCUACAUCAGCAUUUAGUGACACAGUCAGCCUGUUUACCAAAGUAAUGGUAAGCCAGGUCAUGGACUCUGUGGUUUCUGAUGAACAAAGCAGAGGGUCAUCUCCAACCGGAACUGUAACUGAUAUAGGCAGUCUACUGAGUGGUAAGUCCUACCCUCUGCCAUCUUUCUCCGCCAUCAGCAUGACAACAAGUGGGACCUCCAAUGCUGCACGAGGCUUUGAGGCCAACAUAGAUGCUGAGGAAAGGGAUACCAUCAGUUGUUUCGGUGUACCUCAGAGCAUUGUUUGUGAUCAGAAUUCAACCAGCCCGGAUGUUGCCUCGCUUUCAACCCCAUCCACUGACAACUUAGUCGGUGAUGAUGACUUCACCGGCCUCAUCAGCAUGUUAGUGGUGAGACUUCUGUCAAAAAUCCAAACCCAAACUGAUCUGUACCCAACUGACGUCACACGCACGUCACAAGACCUGAUUCCAAAAGUUAUAGCUGCCUUCUGUGCAUGGUCAGGCUGCUCUGAGACCCAAGCUUAUCCCAAGAACCUGAAGAGUCACAAAGUAUACAGCACCGUCUACAAACAUCUGUUGAAGGAGUUUGGCUCAGAGAAAAUACUCCAACUGGCCGUGUCGACUCAGGACUCCACAUUCAAUAGGAUUCUUGUGAAGUCAUUGAGCAAGGAGCUUCUCCAUAGUUGUAACGAGGCAUCAAGAGCAGCCUCAAGAACAUCUUUCGAAGCCACCAGGCCAGAAGCUCUUCUCAUGGCUGAAGAUGUGAAGGCUACCAGAGGGAAGCUGUCUUUCCUACAAAGGCUUGCCAGACUGAAAUUCGACUUAAAGCCAUUCAUGAUGGGAAACAAGAAGGAUUCCAAGAAGAAUUCCCGCCAUUCUGAAUCCAAAGACCAGACUACUGCUGAAGAUAUCAUGUUGGCACAUCCUGGACUCCCAGAGGGUCUUCCCUCCACCUCUCAACAGGAGAAGCCUCGAAAACGUCCCCUUCUAAUCAGGAUGUUUUCCACCAUCUCCAUAGGCCUAUCCAAGCCAUUCAAACAGUUUUCAAAGCAAGCUUAAUACAACAAUUUCCUUUAAUACAGUAAUAUUUGCAUUAAAUUGAUGGCCUUUGUCUUCUUUUGUGUUGCCCUGUUAACACAUUUGAUUAGAAAAUACAUAGUAUAUUUAGUUUAGUUUAUUAUGCAGUCAUAGUCACGGUGUAGGCUAAACAAAGUAAUGUUGUCCUGAAUAAUGUAUAGAACAUGCACCCCCCCCCACCCACACACACACACACACACAGUGUGAUUCAUUGAACACACACACAUAGUACUUCAGAUAUGUCCCACAACCAGCAUUCAACCAGAUAUCAAUGAUUCAGUGUAAAAUACAUGUACUGUAAAAUAAACCGUAUUUAAUUUACAACCAAUAAAAUAAUACAUGAUGCAGGA
Messenger RNA from Oncorhynchus nerka (sockeye salmon), 5321 nucleotides. RefSeq lists its product as uncharacterized. The transcript has 9 exons. Lineage: Eukaryota; Metazoa; Chordata; Actinopteri; Salmoniformes; Salmonidae. The record is from RefSeq and is a predicted model, not a curated record. Bases 592 to 4953 code for a protein of 1453 amino acids.